Molecule: messenger RNA, 3183 nt
Organism: Lachancea lanzarotensis
Lineage: Eukaryota; Fungi; Ascomycota; Saccharomycetes; Saccharomycetales; Saccharomycetaceae
Gene: GDH2
Product: LALA0S12e03554g1_1
Exons: 1
Coding region: 1-3183 (1060 amino acids)
Cellular component (GO): mitochondrion
Molecular function (GO): L-glutamate dehydrogenase (NAD+) activity
Source: RefSeq, a predicted model, not a curated record
AUGCUUUCUGUCAAUAGCUCGCAAGAGCCAGAUAUCUCUACAUUGUCGAUUUCGUCAAUGUCAGAUUACCACAACUUCGAUUUUCCGGGGAAGGACGCUCAACGUGAAGCAGUGCUGGAUCUCAUCGACCAACAAGGUUUUAUCCCGGACGAUGUGGUGGAACACGAAAUCGAAUGGUUUUACGACGCACUGGGAAUCGACGAUCUGUUCUUCUCGAAAGAAUCGCCGGAAAUGAUCGCAAAUAUCAUUCAUACGUUGUACGCCGCAAAAGUCGAGUCCUUUGCCAGAUUCAAUUUCGCAGGCCACGCCAUCACCACUGCCACCACUGGCGAUGACGACCAACAAAAACCUGUUCCAUCGGGUUCCCCUACAGACAAUACGCAGUCAAGCGGGUUUUCCGUCAAGACCCAAGUGAUCACCGACACACAUUCGGUUUUCAUGGAAACAGGCCACCAACUCGACGCCAAAAUCGACUCCCUCUUACUGGAUAGCUCUAAAAACCGCUACAGACUGAUCUCUUACACGGCAGAAAAUAACUUGAAGCUCACAUUUGUGUACCGCACAGUUUUUGCCCAUGAUCCAGCUGCAGGCCCCAAACUCACGCCAGAACAACUAGCGAAAGGUGAGAUUGAUGCUAUUAGCGAUCUCACCAUGUCUCAGGUCACUUCUAGAGAAAACAAAAAACUAUAUGGGUUGAUUAUGCAACAAAUGCGUCAGCGUGAGGGACCUAUCAUAAAAACUCUCAAUUCCGUCGCAGAUCCAGACGAGGUGCGUAUAGUUGUGGGCUUCAAACGCGGUACUACAAAGAGCUAUUAUACGGCAUUGUCAUCAUUGCUGCAUUACUACCACCUCAAGCCUUCCAAAGUGUAUUUGGAAACCUUCGCUAACGACGUCAUGAUUUACUCGGUUUAUGUUAAACAAUCGCAACAGUCCGAAGACGUCUUGAACAGUCUUUCAAUGUCGAUUCUUCAAUUUGAAAGAGAAGCCUCUUUGCUGUAUUCGAUCCCGAGCAACUAUUUUCAGGAUCUGUAUCAGCAGAGAAGCUUCUCGCCACAAGAAGCUAUCUAUGCCCAUAUUGGUGCCAUUUUCAUCAACAACUUCAUCAACAGGCUCGGUGAUGAAUAUCAGGACUUGGUGAGUCAAGUGAAUUUGUCCUCCAUAACAAACAAUACCUCUAUGCUCGAGGUUUUGGAUGGACUGAAGAAAAAAUUGAGAAAUGAGACCUACACGCAGCAAAUGAUUAUUGAAGUCUUGCACAAGUAUAAAGAUAUCGUUUCCAAGCUUUACAAGAAUUUCGCUCAAGUUCACUAUGUUUCGUCUGCUCGUCAUGGGUUUGGGAAAACCUUGUCUUAUCAAAGACUAUCACAGCUCGAACCCUUUGCCAACGAUGAAGAGUUCGAACAGUACCUCAAUAGGUUUAUCCCCAACGACUCGCCGGACAUACUGAUCUUGCAGACACUAGCUAAGUUUAACAAAGCUGUGCUAAAAACCAAUUUCUUUAUGACGAGAAAGGUAGCAAUAUCGUUUAGGCUAAACCCAAAGUUGAUUAUGCCGGAAACUGAAUUUCCAGAAACACCCUACGGUGUAUUUUUUGUUGUUGGUAAUACCUUCAAAGCUUUCCACAUUCGGUUUAGAGAUAUCGCCAGGGGUGGUAUUCGUAUCGUUUGUUCAAAGACACAGGACAUCUACGAAGUCAAUUCCAAGAUGGCUAUCGAUGAGAAUUAUCAGCUGGCUUCUACUCAACAACGUAAGAAUAAGGAUAUACCUGAAGGUGGUUCUAAAGGUGUGAUUCUUUUGAAUCCAACACUCACAUCACAGAAACAAACGUUCGUCGCGUUUACGCAGUACGUGGAUGCCAUUAUUGAUAUCUUGAUUCAAGAUCCAUUGAAAGAGAAGUAUGUCGAUAGGUUGAACCAGCAAGAAAUACUGUUCUUUGGACCUGACGAGGGGACUGCCACGUUUGUCGAUUGGGCUACUUCACACGCCAAAAGCAGAGGAUGCCCUUGGUGGAAGUCAUUUUUGACAGGUAAGUCCCCAACCAUGGGAGGGAUUCCUCAUGAUGUCUAUGGUAUGACAUCAUUGAGUGUCAGAUCUUAUGUCAAUGCCAUUUAUGAGACACUUGGAUUACAGAACACAACCGUCAACAAGUUCCAGACCGGUGGACCCGAUGGUGAUCUGGGAUCCAACGAGAUUCUACUGUCGUCAUCCAACGAACAAUACGUUGCUAUUGUCGAUGGGUCGGGUGUUUUGUGCGAUCCUAAGGGCCUUGACCAAGAGUCACUCAGGACUUUGGCCAUCAAGAGAAGCACUAUUUCCGAAUAUGACACUUCUAAACUGAGUAGCCAGGGUUUCUUUGUUUCUGUAGAGGACAUUGAUGCUAAGUUACCAAAUGGUGUUGUAGUAGCCAACGGUACGACUUUCAGAAACAGAUUCCACCUGGAGCUUUUCAAAUUCGUGGAAAAGGUGGAUUUGUUUGUCCCUUGUGGAGGCAGGCCUAAUUCGAUCGACAUCAAUGUUCUGCACUAUUUCAUCGAUGCGAAAACAGGCAAGUGCAAAAUCCCCUUCAUUGUUGAGGGUGCCAACCUUUUCAUCACGCAACCUGCCAAAAUUGCAUUAGAAGAGCAUGGGUGCAUUUUGUUCAAGGAUGCUUCCACUAAUAAGGGAGGUGUCACAUCGUCUUCCCUGGAGGUUUUGGCGUCGUUGGCUUUGAAUGACCAUGAUUUUAUUCACAAGUUCAUUGGAAAAACUCCUGGCAAAACCACUAGGCUCUAUGACGAUUAUGUCAAGUUCAUUCAAGGCAAGGUUGAAAAAAAUGCAAGAGCAGAGUUUGACCAGUUAUGGCCACUGAAGCAGACCUCCGGCACUUCCAUCUCUGAGCUAUCCAAUGUCCUCUCACAAACGAUUAAUAAACUGAACGAUGAGCUCAUUAUCUCGAAUGAGCUAUGGAUGAAUGAUCUUGAGCUUCGCAACUAUCUAUUGCUGAAAAAGAUCAUCCCUGCUCUAUUGAUCGAUGUUGCUGGUCCUGAACAAGUGCUUGGAAAUAUCCCAGAGUCGUACUUGAAAGCUUUACUGUCCAGUUACUUGUCCAGUUCUUAUGUUUACAGUUACGGAAUUGACGUGAACAUUGGUAAGUUUUUAGAGUACAUCGGUGAACUCAAGAGAGAGGCAAGAGGGUUCAAGUAG